Xiphias gladius (swordfish) is the source of this 1995-nucleotide messenger RNA. RefSeq lists its product as uncharacterized. The coding region runs from base 242 to 1552 and encodes 436 amino acids. Lineage: Eukaryota; Metazoa; Chordata; Actinopteri; Istiophoriformes; Xiphiidae. The transcript has 5 exons. Gene Ontology annotation, biological process: regulated exocytosis. Gene Ontology annotation, cellular component: lysosomal membrane; trans-Golgi network membrane. The record is from RefSeq and is a predicted model, not a curated record.
AAAAAAGGUUCUUGUGUGGGCGGAGGAAAAGCCUAGUAUUUUGUCCGUCCUGAAAUUUGAUUCAGAAGUUCAGGAUCCUGGAAGACAAAAAGCAAACGGAGGGGGAGGGCAGAAAGGCAGAGACGGACGGAGGGUUUUGUUUCCUUUUUUUUUUUAAUUUCUUUUUUAUUUAUUUAUUUUUUACUGCGGGACGAGUAAACUCACCAAAUACUCCGCAAGCUCCGACACAAGCUGAGUGACUAUGAGCACCUCGGGGCUUCAGGCCACUAACCGGCAGAACGUGAAGGAGCUCGACAGCAUGAAGGAGUCCAUUAGCGACAUUAUCAACCAGCUCCAGGACAUCGACCCGGCCAGGCUCUCCUUCUCCCCCUUCCUGGACCUGGAUACUCAGAUCUCUUUGGCGCCGGUGUCAGACAGCCCCGAGUCCUCGGUGGAGGAGCUGCACUCGUCCUCCCACUCCGUCUCCGGCUCCCAGCGCUCCCUUGAACCGCCACCAGCAACCGAUCAGCCAAGGAGCUCUGCUCCCUGCCACCACCAGCCCAGUGACGGCCUCCCAGAAGAGCCACGAGCAGAUCAGACAGAAGAGGGGGAGCUGGAUCAAACUCUUUCCAGUCCCAUCAUCACAGCGCACAAUUUGGACGCUGCCACGGAAAACUGCAUCAGCACUCCAACGCUGGCCUCUCAGGGAGACAUUCCCAACGGCACAGACACACCGAGAUGGAGUCCAGAAUCCACCAAUCUGGACUGCAGUGUGGACGAAGGUCGACCUCUGAUUGGCCCGCCGCCAGAGAGCGUGGAGCUGACGGUGUGGAGCUCGGAGGGGCGGGGAGGGACUUGCGAGGGGGCAGAGGAGGCUUCAGAUCGGAGACGAUGCUGCUGCCGCUGCUGCCAGUGUAGAUGCUGUCAGAGCGGCCGAGUUCCCGCUUUCAUCUCAGUCCUGGCCUCUAUUCUGUGCGCAGCUGGGAUCCUCUAUGCACUCUAUUUCCAUGUCCCCAUUAAACCCCCCGACUUCCCCGACAUAGCCAGCCGCAUCGUUUUCACCGUCUGCUGCUGUGUGGUGGCAGCCAUCCCCAUCCUGCUCGCAAUGCUCAUGGGUGCAGCGUGCCAGUUCUGCACCGGCUCCUUCAAUCUGCAGGAGUCACUUCCCAGAAGACGGGCGGUACACCAGCUGUUUGUCACUGCGUCCUCGGAACAGUUUCUCCUCUAUGUCCUCAACCUCGUCGUUAUGGCCGCUUUACUGCCUCAAGACCAGCUGAAGUUGGUGCCUAUACUGGUUGCCAUGUUCAUCUUUGGAAGGCUCGUUUACUGGGUCAGCCUGAACGUCUGCAGCUCCUGGCGAGGCUUCGGCUCCGGCCUGACUGUCUUCCCGCUCCUAGCCAUGGUGGCUCUCAAUCUGUUCCUAGUGUACAUCCGGAAUCUCGAGAGCCCACAUUUUGGCUCUCAGGACGUCCUCUAUAAUCAGGUCACCCCCUCUUCCUGGUCAGGGGAGACUUCACAGAGCCCGAGCGGCAAACCAGACAUCCUACCCACAUUCAUCCUGGACUCUCAGUGAGGAUGCGAGCUGCGCUUUCUUCUUUCAGAAGAGGAGAUCUUUCCAAAAAUAGGUCAUUCCUGUGGUCUGCAGUUCAGCACAGCUACACACGCUGCCACUAUAACCUCCAAGUCUGUGACGGCUUAACUUGUAUUUUUGCUCCUCCUAUACAGGACUGGGUUGUUUUUUGUUUUGUUUUUUUAAAUGUGGAUUCAUGCUUAUUAUCUAAAAUGCAAGAGCUCUUUGCCUGCUAGUGGUGGACGAAGCCUUUGAACAAUGCUGUAGUCUUAAAACGUGUCCUUUUAAGCUAUUCCAGUGCCUAUAUUUAAUGUUUUGAACUCUUGAGUACUAAAAAACUGUGCUAUAUAUAUAUAUAUAUAUAUAUAUAUAUAUAUAUGGCUGAAUUGGUUUUGACUUUAAAAAACAACGAGCAAAGCAACUUCAAUUCUCAGACUUUAUUAUUA